Molecule: messenger RNA, 1545 nt
Organism: Fonsecaea multimorphosa CBS 102226
Lineage: Eukaryota; Fungi; Ascomycota; Eurotiomycetes; Chaetothyriales; Herpotrichiellaceae
Exons: 1
Coding region: 1-1545 (514 amino acids)
Molecular function (GO): FAD binding
Source: RefSeq, a predicted model, not a curated record
AUGAUUCAGAAAAAUCCAGACGUCGUUGUGGUGGGUGCUGGUCCAACUGGACUUUGGGUGGCUGCGGAACUCACAAGGGCCAAACUCGACGUGGUCAUCAUCGAAGCGGUAACGACCAGAGACCCACGAUCCAGAGCCGUAGGGAUGGCAGCUGGCACGCUCGAGACAUUUGCGACCCGGGGUGUGGCAGAACAGUUUGUCGAUUCUGGAGUCCCGAUUUCCUCUGUACAUUUCGGCGCUGCCUCCACGCGAUUGCAGAUUACCGAGGAGCUACUGGGAACAAAAUAUCCUUACAGCAUCUGUAUCCCGCAAGUGGUCACCGAGAAUAUUCUCACCGAGCACUGUGCUGCGAUGGGUAUGCACAUUCGAUGGGGACAACGCGUGGUGGGCUUGAGCCAGACAGGGGAUGCCGUUACAGUCACUAUGGAAUCAUCCAGUAGCGAGCGCUCUACGGUGACGGCAUCUUGGGUCAUUGGAUGUGACGGCGGCAGGAGUAGUGUCCGCCAGUAUGCCGGGAUUGAAUUCCCAGGGACUUCCAGCACCAUAACCGGCUGGUUGGCGGAUGUCCUGCUCAAAGACCCUCCAGGCCACCCGGUAUCGGUCAGGGGCCCGACCGGAUCUCUAUUGGUGCAGCGGAUGGGCAAAGGCGAUUAUUAUCGCAUGGCCGGUGUCGAUGUCGAGACGAAGCAUUUUCCGACUAGCGCUCCCCCAACACUAGAGCAGAUUUGCGGUUGGGCCAAAACACUAUACGGCACGGAUUUCGGGGCACAUUCUCCAGUUUGGCUGUCUCGGUACGGCAAUGCAACACGUCUGGCGUCCAGUUUGCGUCACGGCCGAGUCUUCAUCGCCGGCGACGCUGCACACCAGUUCUUCCCUGCGGGCGGCCAAGGCAUCAACACCGGCUUGCAGGACGCGACCAAUCUAGCCUGGAGGAUCGCCGCCGUUCGGGCUGGAAGAGUGACAGGAAUGUCGGCAGAACAGCUCCUGGAUGGCUACAGUACGGAAAGGAGGCUAGCCGCUAGCCAAGUCAUUCUCAGCACAGGGGCCGGGUUGUCUGCGUUCAUGGCCAGCGAACCCUAUGACAUCGCUCUGGUCACCGUCUUCUCGGAGGCGUUGGAAGACAAGGGCCUGAAUGGUAAAUGGGCUCUCCGCAUGACAGGCUUCGGGGAUCCAUUUCCACAGGCUUCGGUGGAGCAAGAUCCUCUGAUCGAAGCCAGACUUACUCAUGUCAAAUUCCAAGGCGCCUUUGACAACCUUCACCGACGUAUGACAGUGACUAACUUCGUCCUGAUCGUGCUAGAUCCGGUAUUGGAGCAGACAAUGAAACAAGCAGUGAAGCCUUGGAAAACAUGGAUCACCCUCAUUUCCUCAGAAGAUAAGCCGUCGGCAUAUGGUGACCAGUGGAAGGGCGUUACGGGUAUACUUGUGAGGCCAGAUGCCCGAGUGGCAUGGGUAGGGAGGUCGUCACCGGACAAGGUAGAGGGCCUCGCGGCUACCAUGCAAAGCUAUGUUGGUGACGGCGAGCUCAUCUCUGCUGUACUCUAA